Molecule: messenger RNA, 642 nt
Organism: Brugia pahangi
Lineage: Eukaryota; Metazoa; Nematoda; Chromadorea; Rhabditida; Onchocercidae
Source: the annotation of a GenBank genome assembly
AUGAGCACAAUGAUAACGAACAUGCCUUUCAGCACCUGGCCAGGUAUUUGUGGAUUUGGUAUUCCAUAUCCUAUGAUCAUGCCUGUAAUGGUGCCAACAAUACUUAAUUUUGGUGAGAUAAUCAGCAGAAACCAGGGAAACCGAUCGUUUGCACAGUUUGGUGGAGGUGAUAAUGCAAGGGAUUCGUUUUUCAUAAAUAAAGAUAUGCGCACCUCAUACAGAAGAGGUUAUGAUCGCUCCUGGAACUGUGAGGAAGGUAGAUAUCGUCCAAUUGAGUGCAACAGAGAGUUCGAUUAUAAUGACAAUUUCGAAGAAAGCAUUAACUUGCAAAAUCGAAAUACUUUUGGCCAAACAUUUCAUCGAAAUAAUGGUUGUUGGGGUAGACGAGGAGAGAGAAAUACUGCAAACAGAGGUUGUCGAUCUGGAAAAUACGGUCCUCAUAUUAACACUGACGAUUUGAAUGCAGUUCACGAAAACUUUUCUUCGGACGGUCCUGAAUAUGCCAACCCUGAUAUGGAGAAUAAGAGAAGCGAACCAAUUAUUUGUUCAGAAAGCAGCGAACAGGAAUUACCACCGCAACAAAACCAACAUGUAAAUCCACUCGCAGAUUUUGACAAGAACACAACCGGAAAUGAAUCUUAA